CGGAGGUUAUCAGUUUGAAUUUCUCUCGCGUGCCAGCUAGACGCGGAACGGAACUGGUUUCUGUUGAACGCACGUGAGUUCAGUAGAACUGUGACCGGCGAGCAGAACGGACGCGUGUGCGUGUUUCGAAUUUUGAGUGACGCGAUUGUUUGAAAUUUACGCGCGCGCGUGAUUAAACCCGCGUUUAAUCGCGAUUUAAUAUCUAGAAGGGUGUGUGAGUGUUUGUGAUAAGUGAGUUGAAAGGUGGUAGCUGCACCUGAGGUGAAGCAAAAUUCCGUCAAGGUGGGAAAAGUGGUCCAGUUCGUAGCAGCUUCCGUCGAGGCUGGUCUGGUCGAGAAGUGUGUAAUUGAUUUGUGAAUAAAUAAUAGUUGAUUGGCAGGUUACCAGCGCUACCUUCUCGGUCGUUGUUUAGUUGGUGAUAAAGUUUGUGUGUGUCGGUGCUCUCUCGAGUCAAGUGAGAAAAUUGAAUCUCCACGCUGUCCAAGUUUGUAGAGUGCUUUAUAAUACAUUCUAAUUCUAGAAAUUUUGGGAAAUUUGCCCCGCUGGCGAGUGUGCAGAUUAAAUCGUAAAGAAAAAGUAUUUCAUUCCUGAAAGUGAAUAAAAGUUUGUUAAAUAUUCAAGCGGAAAAGAGCUCGUCCUUGAAGUCUCUUCAAGUGCUUUACCUUCCAUCAGAGCAGGGGCCAGCAAAUCGAGUGUUUUCCCAAGUACAAAUUGAAUAAUAACAGUUUCGCCGGAAGAGCAACUCUCAUCCCAAAGAGGAAGAGGCACUCUUUGAAGUGGUGUUUGCUUGCUUGCUCGAUUUGACGAAGGAUUACCCCGGUGCGUCCUCGCACUGGUCCUGCCACAGGGUUUGACAAAUCUCCAAACUUCCGCACCGUGCGCUCGUCAAAUUGUUCCGGCCUGAUGUUGCUGCUUGGUAACGGGAUGGAUCGGCGAUACAGUCUGCAGCUUCUGGCAAUCUUGCUUGGAAUACAUGGAAAAACGUCAAUCGAGGAAUCCACGCAAUUGGACGGAGUUAUUCAAUGAGCAGCAGGGUGAUGGAUCGACUACGAGGCGUUGCAGCAUUGAAGUACAGGCAGCAAAAAUGGAUUUUAUCAGCCCUCUGGCAGGUUCCCCUAGUGGUCGCCCGAAGAUGCUACAUCUGUGGGGAAGGUGCCGAGGCCCCGUUCCGGACGACAAUGAUGGCGACGACGGGGACGGCCGCGGCGGUGCCCCGGAUUGCACCAACCUGCGAGGACUUUGAGCGCGACCGGGACGAGAUGGAGCAGUACGAGCACGAGUGUCCACCGUCGUACACCAGCUGUCUGACCCAGGUCGAUGGCGACAUGGAGCUGCGCACGUGCGGCGAGAGUCUCUCGAUCAACGACUGCAAGAGUGCCAACAAGAUCGACUACUGCUACUGCAACGAUGACCUGUGCAACAGGCUCACGCGGACCCAGAUCCGGCGGGAGAUCGAAGAAGCGCAACGAGUUGGCCACUCGCUGCACCUGAAGCAGCAGCAGCACGAGCCCAACAACAGCGACGACGAAGAUCUGUCCGAGUCGUCCGGCCAGGAUCCGGAAUCGCACGAGAAGCACCAGCACCACGCCCGCGGACAGAUUCCGGUGGGUUCGGGUCACUUGGGUGGUGCGACGACCCAGAUCAUGGUGACGCUGAAGCCGAUUCCGACCACCGAGCGGAGGAACGACUCUCGGGCGGGCGAGAAUGAGACGUUCAGCAGUGGGGGGCGGAGUUGGUGGCCGGUGGAAUCGGUUAGUUUGGUGGUGCUGUUGGUGGGUGCGUCACUGCGGCGAUUACAGGGGUUGGUGGUUGUUUAAAAACAUUGGGAGAGAGAUAGGUUUUUGUUUUGGUAGAAUGAUUCGAGAAAAAAGUUUCCAAGGUGAGAAAUACUUUUAGUGAAAUUGGUUGGAUAUUUUUUUUAAUUAUUUCUUUAGAAAUGACAAUAACACGUCGAAUUUGGGAGGCAGGAAAUCUUAGUCGCUUUUAAUUUUUGCAAUUGAAAUUUAAUGAAUCCAAUGAUAUUGGAAAACAAGCUCCUUGAAUAUCCAAAUGACCUCACUGGAAACAUUUUUAACAAACAUUAAUCGAUGCAAUAGGUUGUUUCAUCACAGAACACAGCAAAAUAUCUUCAUGCAAAAGUUAGCAACUUUUUUUUCGAGAAAUCUUUUGUGAUAGUUUGAACAUCGUUUCAUUCUUUCAAACUUUAGCAGUUAUUUAACAUUGGGACGUCCAACGCACGUUAAACAUACACGAACGCCCAAGCCUCUGAAAAAGUUGGAACGGUAAAUUCAACUCGCUGGUUUACGGAAAUCAGUCAACCAAUCGGGUCGAUUCUUUAUUCCAGCGUUAUUCGCUGUCUAGAUGAUCUUAAAAAUUUGCAGAAUUCGAUUUGAUCAAAUCUGUAAUUUUUGCUAGAGACCAUCCAUAAGCCACGUGGAUAGUUUUUCAAAAAUAUCAUAUCUUCAAGCUUUUGGACGCGUUGGAAAACUCUUUUCAUAACUCAUUCAACGAUAAAUAACACUUAAUUGCUUACAACUUUUGAUUGUGUUGAUCUUCAAUGUUUCCAUUGUUCCAUUCCAUUGUUAGAAAAGUUUUUGUUGCAGUGUGUGGCCGAAUGGUUACGCUGUCCGCUUUGUAAGCGGAUGAUUCUGGGUUCGAUUCCCAUCUGCUGCAACCUUCCAUCGGAUGAGGAAGUAAAAUGUCGGUCCCGGCCUUGGUUGUUAGGCCUUUAA
Molecule: messenger RNA, 2732 nt
Organism: Culex quinquefasciatus (southern house mosquito)
Lineage: Eukaryota; Metazoa; Arthropoda; Insecta; Diptera; Culicidae
Exons: 4
Coding region: 1023-1817 (264 amino acids)
Source: RefSeq, a predicted model, not a curated record